Molecule: messenger RNA, 2960 nt
Organism: Haplochromis burtoni (Burton's mouthbrooder)
Lineage: Eukaryota; Metazoa; Chordata; Actinopteri; Cichliformes; Cichlidae
Product: CD209 antigen-like protein E
Exons: 8
Coding region: 506-1297 (263 amino acids)
Source: RefSeq, a predicted model, not a curated record
GCUAUUUUUUGGUGCACAAGUUAUGAGAAGCUCAACAGAAAGACUUCAGCAAUGGCAGAGCAGAAGUUUAACAGCACACCAUUCAAUCUAAAACCUAAAAAGCGAUGCCAGUCAGAAGGUAAGCUAAGCUUUUCAAAUACGUGCAUCAGCAAAAGAUAUUUUCAAACUCACGCUGUAGACCAUGUAGAUGAACAUCACAAUUAAUAACUAUAGGAGAUGUUUUACUGUACAAAGUAUAUGACUGCUGACACCAACAUCUUUGUGUUUUUAUCAUUUCAAGCAAUGUUUUUUCUUUUAAUGUUUUUUGUCUGCAUUAUUAAUAAAUGUAAAUAAAAACUACCUAAACCAAGACAAGUAAGAGGAUGAGAUACUAAAAGUGCUUCGGUAUUUACACUCAGUAGCUCAGGAACAGAGCAGGAGGGAAAAGCAAGAGAAAGAAAGAGAGCCAGGGACAACAACAUCACAUUAGAAAGUUAAAACGAAGGAAAACAGCCUGUUUGAAGAAAUGAACAUGAAAAAUAAAGAAACUAAACAAACUUCUGACACAAAUGGUUACCCUUUAAGUCUUUCAGUACGAAGGCAGGAAGAAAAUUUAUAUGAAGAAAUGAACGUGAAAAACAAAGGAACUGAACAACCAUCUGACACAAAUGAUAAGCAGUGUGCAUGUAUAAAAUCUUGUACAUCAAUAACCAUUUGCUGGGGUAUUCUGUUACUGAUCAUGGCCCUUCACAUCUAUUUUACCACAUUGUUAAUUCAUAAGAACAAAGACUUAUUGAGGAGUCAACUCAACUGGACGAACACCUCCACUGCCUUUGAAACACAGAUCAGAGACCUCAUUGCAGAAAACCAGAACCUAACAGAACAAAUAAAACUCAUGAAGAUGGAGCUCAAUCUUGGUCCAGAAAAGGCAUGCAAAGCUUGUCAGGAGGGCUGGCUUACCUUUGAGUCAAACUGCUAUGCAAUUAAUGAUGCUGAACCUCAUGAGCAGAAAACCUGGAAAGAAGCUCGAGAAAACUGCAAAGGAAAGAUUUCUGAAUUGGCUGUUGUAAUUAAUGCCGCAGAAAAGAAAUAUAUCAGUGACAAAAGCUGGAAGAGUUCAGGAGAAAAUGGAUACUGGAUUGGUCUGAGAGCUGAAGGUGGGAAAUGGACAUGGGUGGAUGGAAGUUAUCUGACUGAUAACUCCUGGAUUCAGCAGCCUCCUUCUGAUGGUCUCUGUGUAAUUUCUGUCCAAAACGAAGGAUUUAAAUCAGUGAACUGUGACCAGAAGAAACAAUGGAUUUGUAAAAAGAGACUCUAAGUAUUUGAAUUACCGCAGAUAGACUUCAGAAGACUUUUGUAAUCUCUGUAAAUAUAAUUGCAUAUUUGCAAAUAGCUCAUUUGGCAAUCCGGUAGAAAGUUGACUCCCUUCGUUAUUCCCUUCUGGGCCGCCCUUUCACCCUCUAUUCACUAGAGGUCCAUUAUCUAUGAGCAAAUGGCUCAAGGCUGUUUUGAUAACAUGACAAAAGCAUGCUAAGAGGGCCUUGUGACUGAUCAGCAGAUAUCAUGAGCUGACAAGGGCAGGAAAUAUGUCUUUUAAACCAAUACUUUACAUUGACUGGCAUACACGCAUUACAGUGAUACAUGCAUGGUUUUACUACUGACUUCAGUCAUCAUGAUAAUUCAUAUUUCAGUCUGCAAACAGGUUCAUCUUUAGAAAAAUGCUUUUUGCCAUUGUGGUUUACAAAAGAUUUGCAAUUGUUUUAAAACGUCAAUUGUUUCAGAGGCUGGAUCAGAGGCUAAUUUUUCCCACAGAGAUCAUAACAACUGCUCUGCAACCAGACCUCGUCCUUUGGUCUAACUCCCAAAAACAUGCGUACGUCAUUGAACUGACGGUACCAUGGAAGGGAGUAAUUCAGGAAGCAUUUGAACGUAAGAAGCUGUGGUAUGCCAACUUGGCAGGCAGAGGACAGAGCCUGGAAGAUCAAGGUGCACCUGGUGGAAGUGGGGUGCAGGGGCUUUGUUGCCAGUACAACAGCAAAACUGCUUAGAGAGAUUGGGUUCAGAGGACAGGCACAAUGGCAGGCUAUAAGAGAAUUAGCUAACACUGCAGAGAGGACCAGUCACUGGCUAUGGCUAAAAAGGGCUGACAUCACUUGGGCAGCUAAGGCAGUCAGCUAACCGCUCUUCUCCCCUCUGCUCUUCUUCCCUUUUCCUGGGAGGCAGUGGGGAGGUGUAGGCAGCCAGAUCGGGCGCCCCCCUUCUGGCUCUCCUCUCUGCUCUUUCCUGUCUUGUCCCUUUUGUCUUACUUCUCUCUAUCACCUUUUCUAUCCAUUUAAAGAAGUGAGGCUCUGUCAGGGUUAUAUUUUAUGAUUGUCAUUUGUACUUAGAAAUAUAUAAUCAUUUAUGCUUAGAGGUAUAAAAUCGCUUGCAUAUUGAUAAAAUGUCUCAUCCUUAGUAGGUCUUUAAGACUCUGUGUACCAUGAGAUGAGAGUACGUUCACUCCUUUUCCAGAGUGUUCUGGCAUAGCACACACAUCCUAAGGUCACGACAGAGGUCGUAUCUUCUCUUUCUCGUAUAUGGUAUGGCAAACACAUCUGUAUCUGUUUAGGUAUAAGAGCCUUUUGUUUAGGUGAACUGCUGGACUCCCUGGCCCAGCUAUCUGGGGAGUCAUUCACAGGGUCACAUUUUGACACACGCACACACACACACGUACACACACACGCAUACAUACACACACCCAUGUACACACAUACACCCACAUACAUACACAUACACACGCAUACCUACAAAUACACACAGACUGGUACUAUUUGUUUACACACAUGCCUGUUUAAGAUGUCAUAUGUUAAUGAAACUGCAUAUUCAUGUAACCACAAUAAAGAGCGGUGCUACGGAGGUGCUGACCGAGAGUGACGGGGUUCAAGCGGCAGGAACAGCGCUCGGUCUCGGUCACCUCCCUCGUGCACGAGAUCACACAAAGA